Molecule: messenger RNA, 2774 nt
Organism: Chara braunii
Lineage: Eukaryota; Viridiplantae; Streptophyta; Charophyceae; Charales; Characeae
Source: the annotation of a GenBank genome assembly
GUCAGAUCCUGUCAGAGCCUGUCAGAGCCCGACAGGAUGCAGACACCAGGAGAGAAGGACGUAGAGUGCGCGUAUGGCCAAAUGGAGGGACUGCGUUGCAAAAGGACCGGUGUCGAAGGGAACGAUAUGACUCGUCGGAUGGAUAACAAUUUCCUGAGGACAAGAUCGGGGUCCAGAUCGUUAUUGGGGAGGCCGCAACAUCUUUCCUGCUAUGAUUUGUGUCCCACUGCAUAUAAUGUGUUCUGCCUUGCGAAGUUCGAUUGUUGGGAGCGAUUCGCACCUAUUGGCAUCCUGCUUGGAGGUUUUCUUGGAUUGUUAUUUUGUUGUUGUGUUAUUACCAAGUUGUGCGGGUGUUUGGGGUCCAUCCUGCAUUGUUUUGCAUCCGUGUUUGAGCUUCUGUUCAACCUCUUGAAGUUUGUGGUGAAAGUUGUUGAAGUGGUAUUCAAAGUAUUGGUGGGCACUUGCAAGUGCUUGGUGAAUUGCUGCAAGUGCAUGAUCAAGUGCGGAAAAUGGUGUCGUGGGCAUCCUGUGGAGGACGGAAGCGAUCCAGACACUAAGAGGAAGGCGAGGCGGCAAAAACGGAAGGGCCACGGAAAGGACAGUGCAAAAGGAACCGCAAGGAAGAGGAGUCCGAAGAAGGCGAAACGAGGGAAGGAUGAUUCGGCGGCCAAGAAGGGAGCACGUGGAACAAGGGAGAACAAAAAGAAAACUGGGAAAGGGAGGGAGGACAGGAAGAAAGCAAGAAAAGGGAAGAAGGUUGAGAGUGAGGACACAGGGACUGAUGAUGAUGAAGAUGAUGGUAGUGAUGAUCACGAGGAUGAUGAUGAAGAUGAUGAGAGUGACGAUGACGAGGAACAGGAGGAAGACGAGGAUGAUGAUGAUGAUGAUAAUGAUGGUGGCAGUAAUCGUCAUAAGAAGACAAAGAACACAACGAAAAAGAAGAAGACCAAGGAGUUGGAUGAGGCCAAAGGUCAGGACAAGGCAAAAAAGGCCAAGGGUAAGAAUAGAGAACCGGGGGAUAGAAAAGGCGGAAAAGCCAAAGUGCAUGGUCAAUUAGAAAACCAGGCAUAUAUGCCAUACUCAGUUCAGGAAAUGGGUUUUCCGACGGGGCAUCCACCAAGUGCUGCUGAAUAUAACCUAGCUCAACUUGGACUAUCCAACACGGCUAUUGUGGUACCGAACGAAUGGCAAUCCGGUCCGUACCAGAGCGGCUGGGAAUCGUCUUUCAGUCCCAACACCUGGGCUCCUCAUGCUGCAAGCAAUUACCAAGACCCUACAUAUUUUGUUGGAGCAAGCGGUGAUGAUGGGACCGGGAUGUGGACAGGCGGUGGCACCUGGUUUACAGAGGAGCAGAUCCUGAGACUGUCUGGAACAGAAAUCACGGUUUACCUAAACAUUGAGACUGCAAGACAUGAAAUGGCAAGCUGUUUGAUGCAUCCUGGGCCGCUGUGCUCUCUUGCAGGGCACUUGGUCCCUGCGGAUGCUUAUGGACAGCAUUUGAUGUUCCAGCUGGCACCAGGGCGCAACUUCCAGUUGAAGGCUUGCAACAUCCAAGGGCAAUACGAGCCGCUGUUUCCACCGCUGGCCAUAAAUGAGUCCGCCUUUGCACCAAUAAUGACGCUGCAAGAGGCGACCCAGAUGGUAUCAUCAAGUCCUGCAGGAGAGUGCUUGAACUGACAGGUCUCCCAACUGGAUAUGAAGUUAUAAGAGGUGCAUGGAAGAGUAAGCAGAGGGAAUCGGAUGGCAGGCCAAGCGCGUUCGGUCUACGGAGCCAGCUGCUUGCAAGGGCCAAAGGAUGAUGUGACACUUGGAGAGGGACAUGCUUGCAAAUGGAUCAACCUGGAAGGGCAGACGUAAACCUCGGUGACAGGACAAAAGGGCAACUUGGUAAUAGAGGAACAGCUGCAAAGUCUUAGGGUCUGGCGUGAGUUUAUCUGCAUUUCAGGUCUGGGACCUGUCCGGUAGGCAUAGACGCAUAGCACACCUGGGACUAUGAUACGAGUAAAAGCGCAAAUACACACUAAGACUAUUUUGACAGGAUCUAGCUGGAAUCGAGCCCAGAUUCAUGCUCGGAAGUCCUCGUGUGAGUAUGCCCUUACUCCCUACCAUGACUACUGCUCCUGCUACUACUACUGCUACUACUACUGCUACUACUAGUAGGGUCAUACUCACACUCCUACUUUUUGACAGAAUCUUACUACAGUUGCGCCUAGAUACAUUGCAAAAACAUCGAGCGAGUGUGGGUUCAAAAUGGUAACCCCUCUGGUGCUAUCUUCGUGCUUGGAAAGCAUGAACCUGCCCAUAAGCGUGGUCAAGUUCGUCCUGUGCUAGCAUGACACAGAUCGUGAGUUCACCAGCGGGGCCUGGACCUUCCUACUGCUAAAACUACCACCUUCCCCCGAACACAACGCACCCCAUGAUGACUGUAUGUAUAUGCAUUCAUGAUGGAGUGCGUUGUGUUCGCGGGAAGGCUGUCGUACAACUGCCAGCACUACUUGUAUUACAGUGGGAUUACACAAUUACGCUGUGACACAAUCACUUCGUUUAUCUUGAAGGAGGUUGGUCACCAGAAAACUGGUUUCUUUCGGCUGGCCAGAGAGAGUCGUCGUGACCAACGCCCAGAGAAUAUGUCGACGACGGCGCAGCACUUCGUGUGUUGUCCUCUUACGCACGGCGCAAUAUAACCAAAUAGUUGCUUCGCCAAUGAAGGAUUUUUUUUUCUUUUUUUUUUCAAUGAAGGAUUUCGUGCAACAGAAUGAAUCAAAGAAAAGAAC